Messenger RNA from Ceratosolen solmsi marchali, 1306 nucleotides. RefSeq names its product serine/arginine-rich splicing factor 7. The record is from RefSeq and is a predicted model, not a curated record. Lineage: Eukaryota; Metazoa; Arthropoda; Insecta; Hymenoptera; Agaonidae. The transcript is spliced from 4 exons. Gene Ontology annotation, molecular function: zinc ion binding; RNA binding. Bases 380 to 787 code for a protein of 135 amino acids.
GGCGGCGGUGGCGACAGCAGCUUUUCGGUAGCUUCGGCCCCUCGCCGCGAGCAUCCGAGUGGCGCUCGAGUCCCUCUGACUCUUCGAGUCGCCGCCAUUUUAUUGAUUGAGCGCAAUGAGGGGGCGCCGAGGGUGAGGAACCGUGGAAACGGAAUAUCAUCUCGUGCAAGAUCCUCGCCAAGCGAACGACGACCGACGUCGAUAUUGUCUCUGACUCAGUUGGACGGCUGGAAAGUGGAAAUCUGGAACUAGAAUUCGUAAAGACGCGCUGCCACGGCGCUACGCAAUAAUAAACCAGUUAAGUUAAGAUUUGGAAGGAAAUAUUAUCCGCAUCAAGUGAUCGUGUGCAAACUCGCAUCGAACAGUAAUCUUAGCUGUUAUGAAUAAGAUGUCCCGUUACCCAUCGGACUGCAAGGUCUACGUCGGCGACUUGGGCAGCAGCGCUACCAAGGAGAAGCUCGAGGAUGCAUUUUCACACUAUGGACCGCUGAAGAACGUCUGGGUGGCCAGGAAUCCGCCGGGUUUUGCGUUCGUCGAGUUCGAGGACGCGAGGGACGCGGAGGACGCGGUCAAGGGCCUCGACGGGCGCACCGUCUGCGGGCGGCGGGCGCGAGUCGAGCUGUCGAAUGGCAAGCGCUCGAGGGAUAGAGGACCGCCGAGGAGAGGUGCGGCAGGUGGCAGGCCUUUUCACCCUGAAGACAGGUGCUACGACUGCGGUGAGCGUGGCCAUUACGCUCGGGAUUGCUCAAGGCAGAGAAGUUCCCGAAGGCGCAGGAGGUGCGGCUGAACCGGCAUUCGCAUGUGACUAUGCGAUGUCGCACAGAGAGAUACUCGCGCGAGAUUCGCCUAAUCGACUUGGGUUCACUUUGUGAUGCACUCUGCGUAGUUACAGCGUGUAGAGCACCUACCUACUUUGGGUUUACUUCUGCACUACGAGACACUGAACAAAGAAUAAGAAAAUGAAAGAGAGCGAAAGAGUCAUUCAGCGAGAAUAUGCGAGAGGGGCACUUCGGUUCUUCUAACGACGGCACUCCGCUGCGCUACGGCUCUGUCCGCUUCUUCGUGACUUCGUUCAGCUCGAUGUUUGUGCCUGAUCAUCGUAUAAAUACAUAGCGAUCAUCUGCUCUUAUUGCCUACACUCUCUUCGUCCACACGUCUGAAUAUCACGCGAUUUUGACAAUCUGCUCUGCUACCCUUUCUUCCGCGCGUAUUCACGCAGCCUCUAAUAUAGAUCGCGCUCAAAAUCACGGUCCCGCUCGAGGCAACGCACUAAGCGCAGCUACUCGCGCUCAUCCUCACGCAGCCG